UUUCCUCCUCUCUCUAGAAAACCCAUUUCACCGCCUUCACUUUGGGGGGUUUCCCUUGAACUCCCCAUUUCCCACCAUUUUUACCUAUCCCCCCUAAUAUCAUCUCCUCAUCCUCCUGGUAAGGCAUCUGGCCUCCUGUAAACCACCCCUCGCAUUUUCCCUUUGCAUUGAUCAUUGUCAACAACAACAACAACAACAACAACAACAACAACAACAACAACGAAUUAUCAUGUAGAUAAAUAGAAGGAAAAGAUCCAAGGAGGAGACUAUCUAGGAGGUGAUAAGGCGAUGAAAACGUGCCUUAGAUCUUCCCCAAAAAUACCAUGGAGGUUACCAUUAUUAUUAUUCAUUGCUUUUAUUUUCCUAUGUUCAAUAGUUGAGGUAUGUCAAGCCAAACCCAAACCUAAAGCCAAAGACAAAGACAAAGACGUGGAUGAGUUUGGUGAUCCGAAAACAGGUUCUGAUGCCUUUGGAGGAAGCUCUGGUUCUGGAGGACCCCCUGGACCUCCAAAGAUCCCCAAAGAAGCCCAAAGUUGUGAUGGUAUUUACAUCUCCUACAACUUCUUAGGGCGUGAGAAAGAGUACCCUCAUGUAAAGAACACGACAGCCCAAUCGUGGGCCUUUAAGUCUCAACUGCAGCUCGUGAACAUGGGGAUUACCGAGCUCAAGACAUGGAAGGUCUUUGUCGGGUUCCAACAUAAAGAGCUUUUGGUGUCGACUGAUGGAGCUGUUUUGGUGGACGGGGAUGAUUUUCCUGCCCAAGUUGGUAUCAAUGGUACCACUAUUGCAGGGUAUCCACAAGCGGAUCUCAAGACCUCCAUCGAUACAGCUGGAGAUUUUACCCAGAUUGCGGUGCAGGUUGGCCUUAAGGGCACUCAAUUUGGGGUCAAGCCUCCAGGAAUCCCAAUGCCUAAGACCAUUAAGCUUCAAAAUGAUGGUUUCAAGUGCCCUGCUCCCUCUAAACGCAAAAGCAACAUCUAUUUAUGUUGUCGGAAAGACAAGAAGUUCAAGGUGAACAACAGGCUGAAGUACACAAAAAAGAAAGCCGGUGACCUGAACAUUAUGUACGAUGUGUUGCAAACAAGCGGUAACAACUACAUGGCGCAAGUAACAAUGGACAACGAUCACCCAUUGGGUCGCCUAGACCAUUGGAAUUUAACAUGGGAGUGGAUGAGAGGAGAAUUCAUUUCCACAAUGCGGGGCGCCUUUACCCACCUCAAGGAUCCGGCUCAGUGCAUUUAUGGGCCUGCAGGCCAAUACUACCAGGAUAUGGACUUCACUCAAGUGAUGAACUGUGAGAGGAAUCCAGUAAUAUCUGACUUGCCUGCUGAAAUGAAGGAUAAUGAGAAGAUAGGCAAGUUGCCUUAUUGUUGUAGGAAUGGCACUGUGUUGCCCAAGAUUAUGAAUGAGACCGAGUCAAGAUCUAUUUUCCAGAUGCAAGUGUUUAAGAUUCCUCCCGAUAUGAACCGUACUGCUCUCUACCCACCCCAAAAUUGGAAGCCCACGGGUGUUCUCAACCCCAACUACAAGUGCGGCCCUCCAAUACGAGUCGAACCCUCAGAGUUUCCAGACCCCAGCGGAUUGCAGGCUACUGUUUUGGCAAUAGCAAGCUGGCAAGUGGUGUGCAACAUAACCCGUCCAAAGGAGAAGCAAAACAGAUGUUGUGUGUCAUUCUCGGCCUUCUACAACGAGUCAGUGGUGCCAUGCAACACCUGUGCUUGUGGGUGUGACAACCUUCCAGAAGAUAGACAAUGCAGCACCAAAGCACCCGCCAUGCUCCUCCCCCCCGAGUCUUUACUUGUGCCCUUUGAUAACCGGACCGACAAAGCCGUUGCUUGGUCAAAGAUCAAACACUAUCAGACAUGGGACCCAUUGCCCUGCCCUGACAAUUGUGGGGUCAGUGUCAACUGGCACGUCGAUGCAGACUAUAAAAGCGGGUGGACUGCCCGCAUGACCAUCUUCAACUGGGGUGACACUGCCUUUGAGGAUUGGUUUGUUGCGGUUCAGAUGGGAAAGGCAUCACAAGGGUAUGAUAAGGCCUACUCUUUCAAUGGGACAAUGUUGAAGGACCUGAAUGACACUAUAUUCUUGCAAGGAUUGAAGGGGCUAAAUUUCCUGAUUGCUGAGACAAAUGGAUCCAAACCCAGCGACCCAAGGGUGCCCGGGAAGCAACAAUCUGUCAUUUCCUUCCACAAGAAGCUAAAUUGGCAUCUCAACAUUCCUGCAGGUGAUGGGUUCCCCAAAAAGCUACUCUUCAAUGGGGAGGAAUGUGCACUGCCUAAUUUUGUUCCAGAAAAGAGUGGAGGCAUCCCAUCAAAACGGACGAAUACUAUCAUUACUUUCCUCUUCACUUCUAUCAUCACCUUAUUCUUGGUGAGAUAACUGCAGAUAGGUUCCGUUUUAUUUGAUUGAUUGGACAAAUGUUAAUGAAAAAUGCAAGUAGAUCAAAAUGAGGUAUUCUCUAACUAAUGUUCUCAUCCACUCCAACCAAGAGUAAGCUAUCAUAUGCAAGGGAAAAUGUCUAUUUUUGUUAAGUUCCAGAAAUUCUACAUCUGUCAUACAAGUCGAGUGGUGGUGGAUGUUGGUGAGUGUUUGAGGUGAAUUAGGUCGAUAAUUCUUAAGCUUUGUACUUGAAGUUAUCUGAUUUCCAUAUAAAACACAAAAUUUUCAGAAAGAAGAAAACACAUAGCACCUCGAAAAUUUUGUAAUAGGGGCAGAUUACGUCUCCUCUCAGUUUUCUAUGCGUUAGAAGAUGAAGAACGUAUUAUAUCAA
Spinacia oleracea (spinach) is the source of this 2773-nucleotide messenger RNA. Its product is annotated as COBRA-like protein 10. Bases 289 to 2382 code for a protein of 697 amino acids. Gene Ontology annotation, molecular function: carbohydrate binding. Gene Ontology annotation, biological process: cellulose microfibril organization. The record is from RefSeq and is a predicted model, not a curated record. NCBI's taxonomy places the organism in Eukaryota, Viridiplantae, Streptophyta, Magnoliopsida, Caryophyllales, Amaranthaceae. The transcript is spliced from 3 exons. Gene Ontology annotation, cellular component: membrane.